UAAACGGAGGGUUUCAAAAUGGCAACUUCAUGUGAGUGUAAAAUCGGUCCCUCGAUACUAGCAGCAGAUUUGUCUAUGUUGGGGACAGAAUGUCAGCGUCUGAUGGAGUGUGGAGCAGACUAUCUACAUCUAGAUGUAAUGGAUGGCCAUUUUGUGCCAAAUAUCACCUUUGGUCAUCCAGUUGUGAAGUGUCUGCGGCCAAAAGUGCCCGGCGUUUUCUUCGAUAUGCACAUGAUGGUUGCUAAACCAGAGCAGAACCUCAUAGGCGUGUUGACAUUUUUGACAGCUCUUCAGAUACUGAUACCCACCCCACGCUUUCGGGGGCGUCUCGAUAGUCCGAAGGUUCACUGGUCCGAAGGUUCAUUGGUCCGAAAAGUGUGGGUAGAGGGUAUGACAGACGCAGGUGCUAACCAGUUCACGUUUCACGUGGAGGCCACGGAUGACGUCAUAGGAUGCAUCAGGAAGAUCAAAGAAGCUGGAAUGAAGGUAGGUCUAGGAGUAAAGCCAGGUACUCCAGUCAGUGCCUUGGUGCCGUACAUAGAGCUCAUAGACAUGGCACUGGUGAUGACUGUUGAGCCAGGAUUUGGGGGACAGAAGUUUAUGUCAGAUAUGAUGCCUAAGGUCCAGUAUCUAAGACAGCGCUACCAGGACUUGGAUAUAGAGGUGGAUGGCGGGGUUGGACCAAGUAAUAUAGAUGUAGUAGCUGAGGCUGGUGCCAACAUGAUAGUGAGUGGCACUGCUGUGACCGGCAGUGAUGAACCCAGAGCUGUGAUCAACAGGUUAAAACAGUCGGUGGAGGAGGCACUGCAGAAAGCCAGGCUGGAGAGAUGACACCAUCUACACUAAUACUGCACAGUUUAUAUCAUUGAGGAGACACUGAUACAGGCAGCUGAUGAGUCACCACAGGAACCAGAGCCGAAUAUAACACACACUACAUCUACAUUGUCAUCAUCAUUCACAAUUCAUCAGAAAUGAUCUAAACACACAAUAUGAGAGGAAACUGCUGAAAAUGAAACGAGAAUUGAUAAUCUCAUCAUCAUUCAUAGUACACCAUCAACAGACUAUACAAGCUUUAGGAGAGGAGCCAAAGAUAGCUGUAUAUUACUGUCCCACACAACACAAGUCAUCAACAGACUAAGAAAACAAACUGUAAAACAUGGACUGCAUUAAGCAAUGCAGGAAGGUGUUAACAUAGGAGCUUAACUUAGGGAUCAGUCGUCAGCAAGAUGGAGCCAGAUGGUACUUGUAGAGGAAACUUGCCAGUGGAAUCUCAUUCUUCAUUGUUUUGACUGUAACUGUUAUCAUAAGAACAUGUUAUGUGUGUAUUGUAUUAACUUGUAUAUUCAACAAAAUGAGGCUGGAAACCUCUCUUACUGUUGUUGCAUUCCCCCAGUGGUUAGAUAGGUUUUAUAGAGAUAUGUUAAAGGAUUGUAACUCAAUAUUAAUUUUAAUUGCUGCACAGGAAGAAAUUUAUUCUCAGAGGGGAGAAGACGGGAGACUGAACGCUUCUCCCACACAUGAACUUGGUAGGUCAGUCUGGCUGGAACAUAGCUUAAUAUGUGUUAUGAAUGCCUCUUAUACUAUAUUUAUGAGCAUUAGGUUGGUUUUAUUCUUUUUAACAGAUGGCUUGGAAAUUUCUGAAAAAGAACUUAAUAUUAGUUCCAUGGGAGUAAAAACGCACAGUGCAAAUAACGGCCAUCGUAUGAAUAAUCAAAUAUAUGUCUAGAAACCAAUGAAUUUAAAGCAAUAAGCAGGAAUUAUUCAAUAAAUUAUGCGCUUUUCCCUAAA
Molecule: messenger RNA, 1788 nt
Organism: Lingula anatina
Lineage: Eukaryota; Metazoa; Brachiopoda; Lingulata; Lingulida; Lingulidae
Product: ribulose-phosphate 3-epimerase
Biological process (GO): carbohydrate metabolic process; pentose-phosphate shunt
Molecular function (GO): D-ribulose-phosphate 3-epimerase activity
Source: RefSeq, a predicted model, not a curated record